UUGAGGAGGUGCGGACUUCUUGUUCGGGGCCCUCGUGAUGAGCAAAAUAUAUGGUUGAUGACACCAACAGCUGAGGUGGUGAAAAUGAAGUCACUUUCCCUCUCCUAAGUAUCGAGUCAUAAUACUAAUUUACACUUCCUACUCUGCAAUAUGACAUUCUUAUUAAACUAUAUUCAUUUAAAGAUCCUCAUCAUAUUAAAAGACUAACAAAAGUCUUUUAAACUAUAUUCCCUGUUUUAUAUAUUAUAAAUAAUACUACUGUUGUGGUCAUUCCCUUGCUUUUAAUCUUACCAGUUUACUGUCUAUCUUAAUUAAAAAUGUGAUAACUUGGACAAACAUCUACCAAGUCAGUUCCUUAGGGAAACAUUUAGUUGAAUCAUUGUACUGCAAAAAAAUUGUUUGAAAAAUUGGUUGAUCUUAAGUAGUAAUUGGUAUCCCUGAAUUCUGAUCUAUCAAAUCUGACUUUUACCUAGUGCGUUUUUCAUGAGUUUGACGUUUAGACUAGAUAUCGGUAGGUGUUUUACAGGAUACCCAAGGGCAUUCAUAACGCUAAAACCUAGUGGGAACAUGACGUUCUAAAUCCUCAUAAUCACAUGUUAGUCCUUGGCAUCACAAAGGUUUGAUAUCCAGAUUACCCACAAAGUCCUCGUAAGGUGACUCAAAAUUCACUUUAGAUACCUGCAAAAUUAUACAUGGAAUACCUUACACUUUUCAAUUCCGCAUCGUCAACAAAGGGACUUCUUGAGCUUGUGGAGACUAUUUCCCAGUCGGGUUUAUUUAGUGCCAUCUUUUGGAAUACAUGGGAAUAUCAGAACUUUGUCUAGUACUACUAAUGUGAUUACAAAUGCUAAUUUGGAUGCUCCCGCUGGAUCAAAGCACUUUUUAGGCCUAGGGUUUCAUAAAGAACUCCCAAAGGCUUGUUAUGGUGGCCGCCAUACUGUUGCAAUGCUUCUCGGGGAUGGUGUAGGACCCGAACUUCUAUCAUACGUCAAAGAAGUUUUCCAAGUUAUUGGAGCUCCAAUAGAUUUUGAGGAAGUUGCCGUAAAUCAAGAAUCUGAAGAUGUUACAUUUACUGAUGCUCUACUUGCUAUGAAACGCAAUGAUGUUGGAAUCAAAGGAAAUUUUGCCACAGAACCAGGUCAAUCGUCAAGAAAUGUAGCUCUCCGUUUAAACUUAAACUUAACACAUCUGAUAGUCAAGAAAGUCUUGGAGUCGAAAUUUAAAGGCGAGAGUAAACAAGUUGGGCAUGGAGAAAAUAAUGAAGCUAAGUGA
Schistosoma curassoni is the source of this 1272-nucleotide messenger RNA. Lineage: Eukaryota; Metazoa; Platyhelminthes; Trematoda; Strigeidida; Schistosomatidae. The record is from the annotation of a GenBank genome assembly.